This is a messenger RNA of Hemiscyllium ocellatum (epaulette shark), 1002 nucleotides long. Its product is annotated as homeobox protein Hox-A1. The record is from RefSeq and is a predicted model, not a curated record. Gene Ontology annotation, biological process: regulation of transcription by RNA polymerase II. The coding region runs from base 1 to 1002 and encodes 333 amino acids. Gene Ontology annotation, molecular function: DNA-binding transcription factor activity, RNA polymerase II-specific; RNA polymerase II cis-regulatory region sequence-specific DNA binding. The transcript has 2 exons. Gene Ontology annotation, cellular component: nucleus. NCBI's taxonomy places the organism in Eukaryota, Metazoa, Chordata, Chondrichthyes, Orectolobiformes, Hemiscylliidae.
AUGGACAAUGCAAGGAUGAACACCUUCCUAGACUAUUCCAUCAUUAACGGAGACACUGGGGCCUGCUCUUCUAGAAGUUACCAUGCAGAUCCAGGAAUUGCAACUUAUCAGUCUUGUGCCGUUAGUAAUAAUAACUGCACCGCUGAUGAGCGCUACAUCGUGGCCAGAAGUGUCCAAAUAGGUGCUCCACCUCCUCCUCCUCCUCAUCAUCACCAGCCUAGCUAUACACACCACAACAACCUGGGCAUAUCCUACAGUGCCCACCCCAACUGUGGAGCAGGAUACCCAGCCCAGAGCUUUAGCACAGGCUACAGUCAUCAUCAUUACUCAUUGAACCAAGAGGCGGACGGUAACGGAGGGUACCCUCAGUGUGCUCCUGCUGUCUACCCUGGGAACAUUGGCUCAGCCAUCAGCCCACAUCAGCACGGCUAUGGUGGGAUGGUGGGGCCAGGCCAAUAUUCCCAUCACCCAUACAGACAAGAGCAGCAGCAGCAGCAGCAGUCCAGUUUAGCCUUAGUUGCAGCCUGUCACCCUUCGUCCCCCGCCCACGGCAGCCAUCAGGAAGCCUGCUGCUCCCCGUCUGCUGAGACCCCUCCCCCAGCACAGACCUUUGACUGGAUGAAGGUGAAGAGGAACCCUCCGAAAACAGGGAAGGCGGGGGAGUAUGGUUUUGUCGGCCAGCCCAAUACAGUGAGAACCAAUUUCAGCACGAAGCAACUGACCGAGUUGGAGAAAGAGUUCCACUUCAACAAGUACCUGACGCGGGCCAGGCGGGUGGAAAUCGCGGCUGCCCUUCAACUCAACGAAACCCAGGUAAAAAUCUGGUUCCAGAAUCGGCGGAUGAAGCAGAAAAAGCGGGAGAAGGAGGGCUUCGCCUCAGUUUCUCCGGCCACUCCUGGGAGUGAAGCGAACACAGAAGACACCUCAGACAAAUCGAACUCUACCUCGUCGACCCCCUCCCCAUCAUCAUCUACCUCAGAAACGAUUCAUACUUCAGGCUGA